CGCCCCUCGGCCUCGCUGCGUUCACGACCUUCACGACCUACCAUCAUCUAUCACCAUGCCAGACUGGGAUACCCACAUUCGCCGCGGACACCCUGUCCUCUUCGGGACCUUCAUCUUCUUCAGCAUUAUCGAGCUAGCGAUCUCGGGCUGGCUUACGCACAGAUAUAACUCGCGCCAUGACUUCCUCUCCACAUCCGUGCGCAAUGACGUCGCGUUCUUGGUCUUCGCCUCUGUCUGGACGCUCGUCUUCUCCAUCGUCUACCUCGCCCUCUUCCUUCGCGCGCCCGGCUUCGGUAUUGCCACAAGCGUCCUCAGCCAUCUUAUCUUCCUCUUUGUUACGUGGGUGUUCUGGCUGUCCGGAGCCGCUGCGCUCACUGCGGCACUAGGAGGCAGACUGGAUUGCAGUCAUCACUUCGUCUACUGUGGCCAGCUCAAUGCACUCGAAGCAUUCGCGUGGAUCAUUUGGGUGAUCUCCACGUUCGCCCUCGUGGUCGUCUUCCUCCGGGCCAUCACUGCUUCUCGCCGCGGAGACGGCGCUAAGGGUCCUCUCGUUGGCUAAGGAUUUCAUGCCUCGUCGUGGUAGCCUUCUCAUUAUCUUGUUGUAUGCCGAAAUCCCCCUUCACGAAUCUGCCACGAUAUAGUCUGGUGUCUUCUUGUAUCGCUAGCUCCCAUUUAAUUCUCGGAUUACUGUUCGCAAUAAUAUUAGUGCGCUCAGGCUCGUAGCUCGAGCACUGCA
Molecule: messenger RNA, 736 nt
Organism: Dichomitus squalens LYAD-421 SS1
Lineage: Eukaryota; Fungi; Basidiomycota; Agaricomycetes; Polyporales; Polyporaceae
Exons: 6
Coding region: 56-559 (167 amino acids)
Cellular component (GO): membrane
Source: RefSeq, a predicted model, not a curated record